This is a messenger RNA of Solanum verrucosum, 876 nucleotides long. RefSeq names its product protein FAR1-RELATED SEQUENCE 4-like. Bases 1 to 876 code for a protein of 291 amino acids. The transcript has 2 exons. NCBI's taxonomy places the organism in Eukaryota, Viridiplantae, Streptophyta, Magnoliopsida, Solanales, Solanaceae. The record is from RefSeq and is a predicted model, not a curated record.
AUGUUGGUUGAAAAGUAUGUCGAUCUGAAGACCGUUUACACACCAACAGACAUACAAGCAGACAUGCUAAGGAUACAUGGUAUUUCAUUAACAUACAUGCAAGCAUGGAGAGGUAAAAAAAAAGCUUUCGAGACAUUAAGAGGUGACCCUGCCGAAUCAUAUGGAAAAAUUCCAACAUAUCUAUAUAUAUUGGAGAAGACAUAUCCAGGGACAAUUGUGAAUUAUAAAAAAACAGAUGAAAAUCAUUUUUUAUAUUCAUUUACAGCACUUGAUGCAAGUAUAAGAGGCUGGGAGUAUUGUCGACCAAUAGUAGUCGUGGAUGGUACACAUUUAAAAUCAACAUACGAAGGCACAAUGUUGAUAGCUAGCACAUUAGAUCCAGGAGGUCACAUCUUGCCGCUUGCAUACGGAAUAGUUGAUUCAGAAAAUGAUGAUUCAUGGUUAUGGUUCUUUGAGAAUUUUAAAAAUGCAUUCGGUGAAAGGGAAGAUAUGUGCUUUGUUUCUGAUAGAAAUAAGAGCAUUUGGAAUGCUACUACAGCUGUUUAUCCCGAAUUCAGACAUUACGCAUGCAUAUACCAUCUAUGGACCAAUUUACUAAAGAAAACAUACAGAGAUACAGAAGAGGUUAGACCAUUAUUCUUCAGUUUAGCCAAAGCUUACACUGUUCAAGAGUUUGAUGAAUUGAUGACAAGGAUGGAUCAAAUUAAUCCAAAAUACUGUGCUUAUCUACAAAAAGCAAAGUACGAGAAAUGGUCACGCGCACAUUCACCAGUAAAAAGGACUUGGACACUAACAAGUAACAUUGCAGAGUCACUAAAUAACGCUAUUCUUGUUGGAAGAAGGUUACCAGUGGUACCAUUGUUGGAAUUUGUUUGA